AUGGCGACCACCGCGUCCAACCACUACAGCAUCCUGACGUCCAGCGCACCGGAGCCCGGUAGUAUGCAGCAGGCGGCCGCGUACCGCGACACGCAGAGCCUGCUGCAGGGCGACUACUCGCUGCAGAGCGCGCAUCCGCUCGGACAUGCUCACCAGUGGAUCGCGUCGCUGUCGCACGCCGAGGGGACGCCGUGGCCCUCGAGCCCCCUCGGUGAGCAGGACAUUAAGCCCGCGCUGCAGGGGGACCGGGAGGAGCUGCAGCACUCGCCCGGUCUGCAGCAGCACGAGCAGCAGCAGCAGCAGCAGCAGACGCAGCAGCCUACACACCUGCUGCACCAACCGGUGGCGCACGGGGGGACCCAUCACGACUCGCGUCCGUGGAGGACGACCACCACCGUCACCACGACUCACUUAACGAGCAUGGCGACGUCGAACGGCCAGGGCAUGGUGUACACGCAACCGGGCUUCACCAGCCUCGGGGCCACCGACGAACAGGGUCUCCACCACCACACGCUCCAGGACGCGCACGAGGACCACCACAGCCCGCACCUCAGCGACCACCAGCAGCCGCUUCACGCGCACCAGCAGCAGCAACAACAGCACUCGGGUCACCACCACGAGCAGUCGGACGAAGACACGCCGACCUCGGAUGACCUGGAGCAGUUCGCCAAGCAGUUCAAGCAGCGGCGGAUCAAGCUGGGCUUCACGCAGGCGGACGUCGGGCUGGCGCUGGGCACGCUCUACGGCAACGUCUUCUCGCAGACCACCAUUUGCAGGUUCGAGGCGCUGCAGCUCAGCUUCAAGAACAUGUGCAAACUCAUGCCGCUGCUGAACAAGUGGCUCGAGGAGGCGGACUCCACGUCCGGGAGUCCAACGAGCUUGGACAAGAUCGCGGCGCAGGGCAGGAAGAGAAAAAAACGGACUUCCAUCGAAGUGGCGGUCAAAGGGGCUCUGGAGAGCCACUUCCUCAAAUCUCCCAAACCGGGAGGCGCGGAGAUAACGUCGCUGGCGGACAGUUUACAGUUGGACAAGGAGGUGGUGCGGGUUUGGUUUUGUAACCGGCGGCAGAAAGAGAAGCGCAUGACAACCCCGUGCGGUCCGCUCCCCGGUACGGAGGAUGCCUACGGGGACACCCCGCCUCACCACGGAGCCCAGACUCCGGUUCCGUGA
Messenger RNA from Sardina pilchardus (European sardine), 1170 nucleotides. RefSeq names its product POU class 3 homeobox 2a (gene pou3f2a). The record is from RefSeq and is a predicted model, not a curated record. Bases 1 to 1170 code for a protein of 389 amino acids. Gene Ontology annotation, molecular function: DNA-binding transcription factor activity, RNA polymerase II-specific; RNA polymerase II cis-regulatory region sequence-specific DNA binding. The transcript has a single exon. Gene Ontology annotation, biological process: regulation of transcription by RNA polymerase II; brain development. NCBI's taxonomy places the organism in Eukaryota, Metazoa, Chordata, Actinopteri, Clupeiformes, Clupeidae. Gene Ontology annotation, cellular component: nucleus.